Molecule: messenger RNA, 4811 nt
Organism: Nelumbo nucifera (sacred lotus)
Lineage: Eukaryota; Viridiplantae; Streptophyta; Magnoliopsida; Proteales; Nelumbonaceae
Product: myosin-3
Biological process (GO): actin filament organization
Cellular component (GO): membrane; actin cytoskeleton; cytoplasm
Molecular function (GO): ATP binding; actin filament binding; microfilament motor activity
Source: RefSeq, a predicted model, not a curated record
UGUUUUAAUUUUGUUUUUUUUUUUUUAUUUUUAUUUUCAUUAUCUUUCUUUUUUAGAUAAUCAGAUUCAUUCCAUACGGUUUGCCGAAGGAAUCAGAAUGUGCAAAAAUGGAAUCUAUCUGGAAAAUUUGAAUUUCUGAUAAAAGCAAAACAAAGCUUCCUUUGAAGGAGGUCCUUUGAUGCUUUUAAUGGAUUAUAUGCUGGUUUUGGUGAAGGAAAGCGUUAACUUUCCGAAGUUUUAAUGACGGCGAAAACUCUAAAAUACAUACGGCCAUGUUUCCGCCAUUUAACCCUCUCUUGCAGGAUUGCAACCUUCCUCCUUGAUCGUUGAAACUACGUCCAGCGAGGAUUCUUUUCCUCUCUUUUUUCCCGGUUAAUUUAUCAACAAACAUGGCGGAGGGAAUUUGUUGUUUCAGAUAUAUUUUGCUUUUCUGAUGGAACGACUAACAAUCCAUGUUGGCGAACUUUGUGCGGGAAAAGUUCGCUCUUUAGAUGAAGGUUUCUGGAAUCCUGUGUUUGAAUUCGGCGAACGAGGCUAGAAAAACUGAAUUUUGGUUAGCGUCCCUGUCCCACGGUUGGUUUCCGGUUUCUAUCUGAGGAAUUCUCGUUGUAAUCCGAUUUGAGGUUCUGGAAUCAUGUCAACGGAGACGCCUAGGUCCGCUGCUCGUAGCUCGCUGGAGGAAAUGCUGGAGUCCAUCCGGCAAAGGGACCAGCGGUCCAAAGAUCUACCUCCGGCAUUGCCCGUUCGUCCGACCUCCAAGGCCCGUCUCCCCGCGGCGAGAAGGGUUUUGGCUCUUAAUUUGAAGAUUGACAAAUCCGUUCCAGAGUAUUUGCCCGAUAAUAGCCAAGAGAAGGAUAACGAGAAGAAAAACAACGACCGAACAGAGAAGGAAGAGAAGAGAAGGGACGGAAUUUGUACAAAGGAAGAUAAGGAACCAAGUCUCCAUACUACCAACUUAGGGAACAAAAAUAUGAAGGCCGACCGGCCCGACCCGCCUUCCGAAUCCCCUUAUGCUACGGUGUCGCACGAAGGGGGACUGGAGGAAUCUGAUGAUUCGAAUCAUGCAGCGGCAGUGCCUUCCACCUCGCUGCCAUCAACUGGGGAAUCUAGGUGGGAGGACAACAUAGACUAUAUUGCGAAGAAGAAACUUCGGGUUUGGUGCCGUCUCUCAAAUGACCAGUGGGAGUUAGGAAAAAUUCGAUCAACUUCUGGAGAAGAUAUGUGUGUUUUGAUUUCAGAUGGCAGUGUUGUGACAGUGUCCAAAGGAAACCUCUUACCUGCUAAUCCAGAUAUCCUUAAUGGCGUAGACGACCUCAUACAGCUUAGUUACUUGAAUGAACCAUCGGUUCUUUACAAUCUUCAAUACAGAUAUGCUCAUAAUAUGGUUUAUAGUAAAGCAGGAACUGUUUUGGUUGCAAUCAAUCCCUUUAAAGAUGUCCCACUAUAUGGGAAAGAAUUAAUUUCAGCUUAUAGGGAGAAAGCUAUGGACAGCCCUCAUGUUUAUGCUAUAGCAGAUGCAGCCUUCAGUGAGAUGAUGAGAGCAGAUGAAGUAAACCAAUCCAUCAUCAUUAGUGGGGAAAGUGGAGCUGGGAAAACUGAAACAGCAAAAAUUGCAAUGCAAUACUUGGCUGCACUUGGAGGUGGCAGUGGAAUUGAGUAUGAAGUCCUUAAGUCAAAUUGUAUAUUGGAAGCAUUUGGAAAUGCCAAAACAUCGAGAAAUGACAAUUCUAGCCGAUUUGGGAAACUGAUUGAGAUUCACUUCAGCACAACUGGGAAAAUUUGUGGUGCUAAGAUUCAAACUUUUCUGCUUGAGAAGUCAAGAGUGGUUCAGCUGGCUAAAGGAGAACGAUCAUAUCAUAUCUUCUAUCAACUCUGUGCUGGAGCUCCAGCCUCUCUUAAAGAGAGGUUGAACCUGAAAGCAGCCACUGGAUACAACUAUCUUAAACAGAGUGAUUGCUUGACAAUUGAUGAUGUUAAUGAUGCACAGAAAUUUCAUAUAUUAAUGGAAGCCUUAGAUAUUGUUCAAAUUCACAAAGAAGAUCAAGGGAAUAUAUUUGCAAUGCUUGCUGCAGUGCUAUGGCUGGGAAAUAUUACCUUUCAGAUAAUUGAUAAUGAAAAUCAUGUAGAUGUUGUCAUAGAUGAAGCGGUAACCUCUGCCGCCAAUUUGAUGGGUUGCAAAACCCAGGAUCUAAUACUAGCUUUAUCUUGUCGCAAGAUCCGAGCUGGAAAUGAUGAUAUUACUCAGAAGCUAACGUUGCAGCAGGCUAUUGAUGCAAGGGAUGCAUUGGCAAAGUCUAUCUAUUCAAGCUUGUUUGAUUGGCUUGUAGAACAAAUAAAUAGAUCCCUUGAAGUGGGUAAACAUUCCACUGGAAGAACAAUAAGUAUUUUAGAUAUCUAUGGGUUUGAGUCAUUUGAGAAGAAUAGCUUUGAACAAUUUUGUAUAAAUUAUGCAAAUGAGAGGCUGCAACAACAUUUCAAUAGGCAUCUUUUCAAACUGGAACAAGAGGAGUAUGCACAAGAUGGUAUUGAUUGGAAAAAGGUUGAUUUUGAAGAUAACCAGGAAUGUCUGAAUCUCUUUGAGAAGAGACCACUAGGGCUACUAUCACUAUUGGAUGAAGAAUCAACUUUUCCCAAAGCGACUGAUUUGACCUUUGCAAAUAAGCUUAAGCAGCAUUUGAAUGCUAACCCCUGCUUCAAAGGGGAAAGGGGUGGGGCUUUCCGUGUUUGUCAUUAUGCUGGAGAGGUUUUGUAUGACACAAGUGGCUUCCUGGAGAAGAACAGAGAUCCAUUGCACUCUGAUUCCAUCCAACUUCUCUUAUCAUGCAGUUGCCAACUAGCUCAGUUAUUUGCUUCUAACAUUCUUAAUCAAUCCCGCAAGCCAGAAGGUUCUUUGCGGCGGUUAGGUUCUUUUGAUUCCCAGAAGCGAAGUGUCGGAACAAAGUUUAAGGGUCAACUCUUUAAACUAAUGCAACAGUUGGAAAGCACCACUUCCCAUUUUAUUCGUUGCAUAAAACCAAACAGAAAGAAGCUUCCUGGUGUGUAUGAAAAGGAUAUGGUAUUGCAGCAGCUCAGAUGCUGUGGAGUCCUGGAGGUUGUGAGGAUCUCAAGAUUUGGGUAUCCAAUACGAAUGACACAUCAGCAGUUUGCUACAAGGUAUGGAUUUCUUCUAUUGGAGAAUGUUGUCUCUCAAGACCCAUUGAGUAUAUCAGUUUCCAUUCUUCAGCAAUUUAAUAUCCUUCCAGAUAUGUAUCAAGUUGGGUAUACAAAGUUAUUUUUUCGAACAGGGCAUACUGGUGUAUUAGAAGAUGCAAGAAAUCGAUUGUUGCAAGGGAUAGUCAUUGUUCAAAAAUUGUUCCGUGGUUGUCAAGCUCGUCGUUAUUUCCGAGAACUGAAUAGAGGAAUAAGUACCAUGCAAUCAUUUGUCAGGGGUGAAAAUGCAAGAAAGGAAUAUCAGGUUUUGGUAAAGAGGCAGAAAGCAGUUUUUCUCAUACAGAAGCAUUUGAGACGGAAGAUUGCUCUUAGAAAAAUCAAUGAUAAACAGAAGGCUGCCAUUCUUAUGCAGUCUGCAACUCGUGCUUGGCUGGCUAGAAGGCGCUUUAAUGAUAUGAAGAAUUUGGUAAACUCAAAUCUCAGUAAUGAAAAGCCUGAAGCUAAUCCAGAUAAGGAGAUUCCACAAAGGGAUGUUGAACAGGAGCAUGUUCAGGUUCAAUCUUCAGCUUUGGCGGAGCUCCAGAAACGAGUCCUGAAAGCAGAAGCAGCAUUGGCCCAAAAGGAAGAGGAAAAUGCUAAACUGCAGCUGCAACUUCAGCAAUAUGAGCAAAGGUGGUUGCACUAUGAGGCAAAGAUGAAAUCCAUGGAGGAAAUGUGGCAAAAGCAGAUCACAUCCUUACAGAUGAGCCUAGCUGCAGCCAAGAAGAGUCUUGUUGCAGAUGAAAUUGCAGGCCAACUUGGAAGGCCUGUUGCUUCACCAGUGCCUCACAAUAAUGGUUAUGAGGAAUCAAUGUCUGUGGGUACCCAAAAUCCAGAUGACACCAUGCGAAUCAUAUUACCUAACCCACUUUCCGGGUCUGGUAAUGUACCUGGGCGAGUGUCUGAUACUGGUCUCAUUGCAGUCAAUCAGCUGAGGAAGGAAUUUGAGAAACGGAAACAGGUCUUUGAUGAUGAUCUCGAGUGUAUUCUGGAGGUCAAAUCAGGACAGUCUACUUCCAAUAGGAACCCUGAUGAUGAACUUCGGAAGCUGAAGCUAAGAUUUAUGGCCUGGAAGAAAGACUACAAGAUUCGGUUAUGGGAGACAAAGGCAAUGUCCCACAAGCUUGGGAACUCAGAUAUGGAUAAGAAUCAUAAGAAAUGGUGGGGGAAGAAGGGUGUGAGAGGCACGUAGUAUAUUGAAUUCUUAAAAUUUAUUCCGUCUUUACUGGCCAUUUUUGAGUUAUUUAGCCUCGAGGUGGCCAGUGCUUCUCAUGCAAAACUGGGGGGAUACUGCAUUGCAGCAAGGGAGAAAGGAAAUAGGCAAAUAGCUCGAGCAGAAUUUGAAGAGAACAUUUAUGGGAAGGCCAUUUUUAUGGCAUUUCCAGUGCAGUUCCCACCCACCCAUUCCUGACUGCAUCUCGGGUGUUUCUGGUCUGUGAGAGUGUGGUUGGGUUGCAGGAGGGGCAGCCGUUGAGAAGAAGAUUGGAUAUCUAUCUAACAUUUUUUUUAUUUUGGAGGAAUCUUAUCCUUGUUUAUAGCCAAAAGGGCAUGCGAAAGGGUUUUUCCUUGUGUAAAUUCUGUUAUCGUUCAUGUAACCCCAAAGUAUAUAGCAUUUUCUUUUU